Annulohypoxylon maeteangense is the source of this 1713-nucleotide messenger RNA. RefSeq names its product nucleotide-binding domain-containing protein. Gene Ontology annotation, biological process: ubiquinone biosynthetic process. The transcript has 3 exons. The coding region runs from base 125 to 1684 and encodes 519 amino acids. NCBI's taxonomy places the organism in Eukaryota, Fungi, Ascomycota, Sordariomycetes, Xylariales, Hypoxylaceae. Gene Ontology annotation, cellular component: mitochondrion. The record is from RefSeq and is a predicted model, not a curated record.
CAACUGCUUCACCUUUAAUUAUUCACUUACAUACCUAGGUAUACCCUUCAAGGUUGUCUUUUAAGAAAUGCAAUAGGAACUCUUAUUGAUAUUUUCUAGAAAGUGUGGCGUAUCAAAUUGAAGCAUGACUUCUAUUACGAAGUCGUGGCUUUGCGCAACAUGUCGACGCAAAGCCCCUAUGCCACUCGCCUCUAGAAUAUCUUUUUAUUCAACUUCGACUUCAACUCCAACUUCAAAUCGAUAUGGCAAACACCCAAGGAUGGCCGUGGUUGGCUCAGGUCCGGCUGGCUUCUAUACUGCAUAUCGGAUUAUGUCGAGAUUACCUGGAGCGAAGAUUGACAUGUAUGAAGCAUUGCCCGUACCAUACGGUCUAGUAAGGUUCGGAGUUGCGCCAGAUCAUCCCGAAGUAAAGAAUUGUGAAACCAAAUUCGAAGAAGUUGCCAGUUCGCCCGAUUUCACCUUUAUUGGAAAUGUCGCCGUCGGCAACGCAGAUGACCACUUCGGCGGAUGUACAGUACCGUUGGAUUCUAUGAUGCGUCACUACGACGGUGUCGUCUUUGCUUAUGGUGCAUCAAAGGACAAACAGCUCGGCAUUCCGGGAGAAUCUGAAUUAAAGGGAAUUUAUUCAGCUCGAGAGUUUGUAGGCUGGUAUAAUGGCCUACCAGAAUUUGCCUCUUUAGAUCCUAACCUCACUAGAGGAGAUGAAGCCGUCAUCAUUGGCCAGGGCAAUGUUGCUCUUGACGUUGCCAGGAUGCUUUUAGAGGAUGUGGACGUACUGCGAAAAACAGAUAUCACCGAAGUUGCAAUUCAGGCUUUGUCAGAGAGUCGUAUCAAACGAGUUCAUAUCGUAGGAAGAAGAGGACCGAUGCAGGCAGCAUUUACAAUCAAGGAGGUCCGAGAGUUGAUGAAUCUUCCGGGGGUUGGUUUUCGUCAAGUCAAGAGGUCUCUCAUCCCUGAUCAAAUUUCGGCAUUGCCCCGAGCUCCGCGAAGGCUUAUGGAUAUACUCGUCAAAGGCUCCGCGUCUCCGUUCGAUUCUGCACCGAAGAAAUGGUCUCUUGACUUUUGUCUAUCACCGACAGAAUUCCUCGCUGGGCCUGGUAGGUACGUAGACAGCACCGUUUUUGAGAAGACAUCUAUGGUAUUGCCUUUCUACCCAUCUACAGGUGUCUCCGGCACUGGGGAAAGAGUAGAAAUCCCUUCUUCUGUAGUGUUUCGUUCUAUUGGCUACAAAUCCGCCGCCUUACCGGGGUUUGAGAAGGCGGGUAUCUCAUUCAAUGACAGGAACGGAAUUAUCGACAACGAUGGGAUGGGUCGUGUGUUACAAGCUAAAAGCGACGAGAGUAAUGACCAACAGAAAAGGUCGCAUGUGCCGGGAGUUUACUGUGCAGGUUGGGUCAAAAGAGGCCCAACGGGUGUCAUUGCCUCAACUAUGGAGGACGCAUUUUCUACGGGGGAUGCAAUUGCUUCCGACUGGAACGCCGGUGUUCCAUUCCUGGAAGGGGAAAACAACGCCGGCUGGGAGGCCCUUCGGGAAGGGGUACAGGUUGGACAAAGCAAAGCCAUUCAUUGGGAUGACUGGCAGAGGAUAAAUAAGGCAGAAAAAUUACGGGGUAGUUGGAUUGGAAAAGAAAGAGAGAAAUUUCUAAGCGCGACAGAAAUGACCGAGGCAGCAAAGACCAUAUGAAAAUUGAAAAACUUCCCUCCCGGGUUAUU